Corticium candelabrum is the source of this 3179-nucleotide messenger RNA. RefSeq names its product metabotropic glycine receptor-like. Gene Ontology annotation, biological process: G protein-coupled receptor signaling pathway. The coding region runs from base 47 to 3112 and encodes 1021 amino acids. NCBI's taxonomy places the organism in Eukaryota, Metazoa, Porifera, Homoscleromorpha, Homosclerophorida, Plakinidae. The record is from RefSeq and is a predicted model, not a curated record. Gene Ontology annotation, molecular function: G protein-coupled receptor activity. Gene Ontology annotation, cellular component: membrane. The transcript has a single exon.
CAGCCCUUCCUUCGUUUAGUUCCAGUUGAUUAUCGUCGCGUUUGUCAUGUUUUUCUUGUCACUUUCACUCAUCACCAUCUCUGUCUUACUUCCCGCCACAUCGACCUCAUCACCAAAUCACAACCAAAACGAUUUCCUUCUCGCUCGUGACAGAGUCAACCACCAGCUAGGACUCUAUCGUUCAAUAAACGAGGAUUCGUGCAGCUCGGCGGCGCCGUCGUCCAUCGAGCUUCAAUACAAUGAGACUUCAUUCGUGAGUGAAGCGAGUGUGGCGCUUUUCACUGCAAAUUUCAUUAGCGGCGCGCUUUAUUCCCGUUUCAACAAAACGAAACGCGUCGCCGAUGGAAGUGAGAAGCGUGAAGGUGGUGGUCGAGAGCAGUGGAUGUACGAAUUGGCGAGAAACAGUGUGCAGAUGAGGAGGAAGGUGAGUGGGAGUGCCGUCUGCUUUUCUAGCCGCGUCUAUAGUGGAGAGGACGAGUUCUGCGCUUAUGCGCGUCGAGAGGCGACGGGCAUGGUGCACACGUCGUACCUCCGUUUCUCGUUGAGCGACGGCAACAGUAGUGAAGCCAACAUGUGGCGCAACCUGCACAUAACACAUCCUACUGAUAAGGUGUUGCAGGUACAUAUGCAUACAGACGGUGAUGGUGUUAAUGAUUAUGAUUUAUUGCCUGCAAAGUUGGCGUACUCGCACGACUUGUGGAGCUCGCCGCAUUACGACUGCAAGGGAGGAAACGGUUGGGUGGUGACCUAUCUAGCUCCAUUUCUGUAUCCCAAAUUGUUGGAUGAUGAUACUCGAACUUCUGUUGUUCAUCAAUAUGGUGGAUUUGUGAGUGUUGAUAUUGGUAUCGAGCUGCUCCAUAUUAAUCAGUGUGAUGAUGCCUCUAAUAUGAGUGAAGGGGAUGCUUUUCAGGGAAGUCAUUUGUGUGAUCAUGAGACGUCUGUGUGUGAGACGAAGCAAUUGUGGAUCGGAUCGUCGAGCAGAUUGUCGGAUCUCGAGCAUAAACUUGGUGGAUAUUAUUGUAUGUGUCGUAAGGGGUACUAUGCAGCUCGUGGUCGUGCAUUUGUGGAUCUCGGUGGGAAUAGGACUGGAUACAAUGGUACUAUAUUGGAGCAAGAUUAUCGUAAUACAAAUGAUAGUGAGUCGUGGACGAGCAGCAACUAUGAAUGUCUUCUAUGCUCGGAGGGAUGUGACGAGUGUUCUGAUAAUAGACCGUGUCUGUACAGACGAAACCCCAGCACAAAGACAAUUGCACUUGCACUCAAUGCCAUUGGCAUGUUGACUGCUAUACUUCUGGGUGUAUUUGUCAUCUGCAUGAGAAAGACAAAAAUCAUGAUGUCUGGAAUCCCAGUUUUACUGGUUGCCAUGUUGUGUGGCACUGUGUGUUUAUUCAUGUCUUCGUCCAUGAGAGCAGUGAAAGAGAGCGUGACGAGUUGCACCUUCUUUCGCUGGUUUUUCAACUUGGGUCUUCCUCUUCUCUAUGGUUCGAUUGAGUUUCGAGCUCUUUAUCUUUGGAGGCAAAACCAAGCAACUGCUGCAAGAACGAAACGUUUGCGGCUGGAAAGAAGCGACAUUUACAAAGGCAUGAUCAGUUUGGUUGUCAUUUUUGUCAUAUUUUUGACCGUGUGGACGAUAGUUUCGUUGCCAUAUCCAGAAGAGAAGGUUGCCAAUGGAUUGAUAUUCCAUCGAUGUGGCUUUACAUAUCUCUCGUAUUACUAUUUGUGUCUUCUUAUCCAUUUGCUACUUUUGGGUUUCGGACUCUACUUGAGCAUUCAAGUGUACAACAUUCCAUCGUAUUUCAAUGAGGGCAAACUGAUUGCUCUCUCUAUUGUCAAUCUCAGUUUCGUUUACUCACUCUUUGUGACAUUGAUGUUAUUCAUGAAAUCUUAUAAUCCGGACAACGGCUUUUUGUUGUACGCAGUCAUUAUUCACGUGACGUGUGACAUUCCCAUGGGCUUGUUGCUUGGACCGAGAGUUUACUUUAUUGCACGAGGUAAAGGAGCCAUGAUGAUGACAAGCUCUGUUCAUGCCAGUUUUCUUCAUACAAUGACCGUCGCCGGGUAUUAUGUCAGUGAUGACGAGUCUAGUAAUAGUUCGUUAAAGGAUAUGAGGAGUAGCAGUAGCGAGGAAAACAGUGAUGCUCAUAUGACUGAAGGGUCAAUAGACAUGGUGGCAUCGCCACGAAGUGUUAUUACAGAAACAACCAUCGUGAGAGAAGACGACGACGACACACUAGAAGAGUGUACAGUUAUGCCUUCUAUUACUCUGACUAAAGCACAUGAUGACAUGGUGAUCAAUGAUGAUGGUGAUAGUAUUGAUAUCAAAAAUAAGAUGCAGCCGGUUUCAACUCACACGUUUCAGUUAUUGACAAGCCACAGUAGCGAGAAGGAACCGGUCAAUAGUGACUCGUUGCAUGCAAUUUGGAAGAACAGAGAGACGCGCAGAAAGAGCAUCGAAAACGUUCUAGGCGUGGAAGGAAAGAAAAGCGAGAAACGAAGAAAGAGCACCGAGCACAUUCUAGGCAUCGAAGGAAUAUACAAAAGCAAACGACGACAAAGCACAGACAUAUUGUCUACAGCAAAAGAGAGAGGUGCCGGUGGUCGGAGGAAAACAGUCGGUGACGUACAGCCGUUAGCUGAUCCAGUAGACACUUGCCGGCCAGAGCUAAAGACACGCUUAUCAAAACCAUUUUUACUCAAGCUCGCACAGCCACGUCCAGUUGUCUCACCACUUGCUUUGCCUCCUGUCUUAGAGCACCGCCUCAAGCAGCAAAACAGGAACAACUCGCGUUACGCUCGCCGUGCGAGUGUCGCCGGAGAAGUCUUUGAGACUAUAGUUGAAUUCUCGUCGUCGGGAGAAAAACUACACGAGGAAACGCGCGUGAAAAACAUUUAUGAAAUUUUGCUGGAACGUCAAGCUCGACGAGGGAGUAGUGGGGCAAGCAAAUUGGCCGGCGUCUCUACCACUGGCAGUGGAUCUGUCGAUCAUAUUGACAAAUGUGUGGAAAAUGGGUUGGGAGCGAAUACAACUUCAGAAGUUGUUGAUAACAAUGACAAUACGUUUAUAGAUGAUAACAUAUCUGGUUAUGAUAGCGAAUAUGGAACAGAAAUCUAAUAUACUUUGCGGUAUGUGCAGACUGUUUUUAUUAUUGUAUACAGUAAAUUAUUAGUGUUAUGGCCUA